AAUAUAUCCUAUAAGUAUGUUUGUAUUCAACUCCAGCCGGAGCCGGAGACAGUGACGACAGUCACAUCAAACUCUUCUCAAUCACCCGUCGCCUUACCUGCUCCAAAUGCGGACUCAUCCGCCACCAGCAACACCGCCAGCGCCGCCACCACCAGCAACAGUCGUUAUGCCAAUGGUACAACUACGUCCUCAGGUCACUCGCGCUCCUCUGCCAGCCGCAUCUCCACUAUCGGCACUGGUGACCAACCUCAAAUCGGCAAGUACAAGUUCAUUCGCACCAUUGGGAAGGGCAAUUUUGCCAAGGUGAAGCUGGCCUGCCACGUGAUCACAGGCAAGGAGGUGGCCAUUAAGAUUAUUGACAAGACCCAGCUCUCUCCCUCCAGCAGACAGAAGCUCUUUCGCGAAGUGCGGGUCAUGAAGAUGCUCGACCAUCCAAAUAUUGUCAAACUCUUUGAGAUUAUCGCAAAUGAGAAGGUUCUCUACCUCGUUAUGGAGUAUGCUAGCGGUGGUGAAGUAUUUGACUUCCUUGUGACCCACGGCAAAAUGGCUGAACGAGAGGCCCGCGCCAAGUUUCGACAAAUCGUUUCUGCGGUACAGUAUUGCCAUCAAAAGAAGGUCGUUCAUCGCGAUUUGAAGGCAGAGAACUUACUUCUCGACGCCCAGAUGAAUGUUAAGAUAGCUGACUUCGGUUUCUCGAAUGAGUUUAGCUCGGACAAGAAGUUAGACACCUUCUGUGGCAGUCCGCCCUACGCUGCACCUGAGCUUUUUGAGGGUCGGAAGUACGAUGGUCCAGAGGUGGACGUAUGGUCGUUGGGCGUAAUCCUCUACACGUUGGUAUCCGGAGCCCUGCCCUUUGACGGGCAGAACCUGCGAGAGCUACGCGAGCGCGUGCUCACUGGCAAGUACCGUGUGCCCUUUUACAUGUCCACCGACUGCGAGGCUCUGCUGCGCAAGAUGCUCCAUCUCAACCCUGCCAAGCGGCACACCCUCGAGUCUGUGAUGAAAGACAAGUGGAUAAACACAGGUUACGAGGACUCCCCCUUGACUCCCUAUGUUGAGCCAAAGCCCGACCUCAAUGAUCAGGUGCGCAUCGAGAUCAUGGUGAACAUGGGAUUCUCGCGUUCCGACAUUAUGAAAUCACUGGAAUCGGGGAGCUUUGAUACCAUUGCUGCUACUUAUUUUCUCCUUGGUCAUCCCACCCCGCCUAAUCUGGAGUCGGACUCGGGACGUGGCUCUGAUUUGUCUCUUCGGUUAGUGACUUCUUUUGCACCAUCACUCUGUCUUUUACCCACCUUCCAGUAUGCCGAUUGA
Molecule: messenger RNA, 1311 nt
Organism: Hydatigera taeniaeformis
Lineage: Eukaryota; Metazoa; Platyhelminthes; Cestoda; Cyclophyllidea; Taeniidae
Source: the annotation of a GenBank genome assembly